Centropristis striata (black sea bass) is the source of this 1382-nucleotide messenger RNA. RefSeq names its product akirin 1 (gene akirin1). Lineage: Eukaryota; Metazoa; Chordata; Actinopteri; Perciformes; Serranidae. Gene Ontology annotation, biological process: negative regulation of skeletal muscle satellite cell proliferation; myoblast migration involved in skeletal muscle regeneration; positive regulation of myoblast differentiation. Gene Ontology annotation, molecular function: transcription coregulator activity. Bases 300 to 863 code for a protein of 187 amino acids. The record is from RefSeq and is a predicted model, not a curated record. The transcript has 5 exons. Gene Ontology annotation, cellular component: nucleus; chromatin.
AAGUUUGGAUAAGAAUUAGAAUUUUAAUAGGUGAAAUACCCAAUAUAAAAUGUUGGGAAUAUUUGAGAACCCCCCUCUCUUUCCGCCAAUGGUUCGGUCCGCCAUUGUGACGUUUUAAAAAUUCAGGCUCGUCAGUUGGCUCACUACUCAGAGAAGAAGAAACCGUUGUUGUGGAGAGGAAGAAAGGCUCGAGGAAACCUUAAAGCAACGUUUAACGGACAAACCACCAGCGUUAAACCCCCAGUUUUUGCGGGUCCGUUUUUCUCCAGUUUAUUUUUUUCCUGUUUUCUUUAGCCAACAUGGCUUGUGGAGCAACGUUAAAGCGGUCGAUGGAGUUUGAGGCCCUCCUCAGUCCCCAGUCUCCCAAGCGGAGAAGGUGCAACCCACUACCGGGGACUCCUGGCACUCCGUCCCCGCAAAGAUGCAACCUCCGUCCCCCGGUCGACAGCCCAACGCACUCUAUGUCUCCUCCGGCCAUAGGAGGCGAACACAGGCUCACUCCAGAGCAGAUCUUCCAGAACCUCCGUCAGGAGUACAGCCGGAUCCAGAGGCGGCGGCAGCUGGAAGGGGCCUUCAACCAGACCGAGGCCUGUAGCUCCAGUGAUGCCCCCAGCCCCAGUUCCUCCCUCAACGCUCCCAGCUCCCCACCAGGUGCCUCAAGGAAGGACCAGCCGUCGUUUACACUGAAGCAGGUGAGCUACCUGUGUGAGCGGCUGCUUAAAGACCACGAGGAGAAGAUCCGGGAGGAGUACGAACAGAUCCUUAACACAAAACUCGCAGAACAAUAUGAAUCUUUUGUGAAAUUCACACAAGACCAGAUCAUGCGAAGAUACGGAGCCCGGCCUGCUAGUUAUGUCUCCUGAACUCACCAUGAUGAGAUCCUAGCUUCCUCUGUGGCUGCUCUUCUACUGCCCCUCUUCUACUUGAUUUUCAUUUUAUUUCCCCUCCCUCCCGUCCCCCAUCUCAAACUGUUUGGGUGCCAUGGUUUACCCUCCUUUUUUUUUUCUUUUUUUAAAAAUCCAAACAUUGAUUUCCUACUUAAAAACUAUCGCUGCUGGCCAAAAGUUAGAAGAAUCUGAAAGACAAACUAUGUAUGAAGCCCAUCCUUUUUUGCCCCCCUUUUUUUUUCUUGUUCAUAUGCUCUUUCUGGAAAUCCUGACUAAAGCAGAUCUGUGUCAAAUCUCUUGCCGGCGCUGUAGAAAAAGCUUAUUGGCUCAUGUGAUCAUUCUGUAUAACCUUCCAGCAGCUGUAUUUAAAGGCUCCUGCUUCUCACAUUGUCCCCCUUUUCUUGCCCCACCCCUCCCCUCUCCCUCCUCACAACUCUUUACCUGAGAAUGUGGAUUUUUCUCCCUUUUGAAAAAAAUAAAAGUUCUGUGAUUAAA